Molecule: messenger RNA, 3835 nt
Organism: Schistosoma margrebowiei
Lineage: Eukaryota; Metazoa; Platyhelminthes; Trematoda; Strigeidida; Schistosomatidae
Source: the annotation of a GenBank genome assembly
GUAUACAUUACAAACAUGUGCGCUACUGUUCGUGAUGUGCCUGAAGUGAAGGAAUGCUUUGUCUUUACUGAGUUCAGACAUUAUGAUCAGGUUAUGAAGUUGAUGUCAAAUAUGAAGUUGGAACUGUCAGAUUUUCGCAAGAGAGAGAACUUGGAGGAUACACUUGUCCGUAUGUAUUUUACAUUCCCUUGGUUGAUAGAUAGAAAUAUUCAACUAUUACCAGGAGCAGCCACAUCUGCUUGAUCCUUAUCUUGGAAAAAUGAUAUCAGCUUGCCUAGAUGUUGUGCACUGUUCUCGCUCAGAGCCUGAAGUUUUUCACUUUGCUUUCAGGAUCUUAUAUCUAAUGACAAAAACCCGAGGUUACAAGGCCAUUAUCCGUUUGAUGCCGCAUACGGUAGAUGAUAUUGAACCAACUUUAAGUCUUCUCAUGGAGCAGGAUAUAAAUGAUUCAAAGAACUGGGAGACGCGCUAUGUUCUUAUCCUUUGGUUAUCAAUCUUGGUAAUGGUCCCUUUCAACUUGGAAAAUCUUGACUGUUUUGGAAAGAAACCUAUAAUUGAGCGUGUAAUUGAUUUAGCCAAGCUCUACCUUUUUCAGGAUGAGCGUAUUCAAGAAGCAGCUGCUUUCCUUCUUGCGCAUACUGUUACCCGGCCAGAUGCACUUCAUGCCCAGCUACCAUCAGUAAUUUCGUUUGCAAUUAAAAAUCUAGGCUUUAAUGAUGUUAUCAACGUACAAGACGAAAAGCGAGUAUGCGGCACCCUCAGAAGUAUAGCUAAUAUAUGUAAACUCGGAAGCCGCGCUGAAUUGUUACCUUAUGCGAGUGAUCUUUUGGAUGCAGUGCUUCAGUUGCCUGGAGAUUCUUCUAAGGGGAUUCUUCUAUGUCGUCUUGAAACGAAAGUUUUACAACGAAUUGGUUUGUUAUUUUGCCCACCAAUAAAUACAACAUGGCAGUACCAACGAGGAUGUCGAUCACUGCAAGACAACUUAGAAUCUCUUUUGAUGAAUCAUGGCAACAAAGAUUCUUCAGUCUCUGCAAAAGUUGCUGAUCAUUCGUUAUACACAGGUUUUCAAAAUAAUAUCUCAAGUGAUAUUUCUGGGGAUUGUUCAUUAACUAUGAACUAUGAAUUGUCCAACACAGACGAAGUUGCGGAAGUUAUUGAUAAACUAAUAAGCGCUUUACGCAAUCAAUUUACUGGGGUUCGUUGGUCUGCUGCCAAAGGGAUCGGACGUAUUUGUUCUCGUCUUUCCAGUUCAAUGGUAAAUGAUGUUCUAUCGGCUGUGUUAUCCUUGUGUACAAAACUCGAACCAUAUACUGCAUGGCAUGGAGCUUGUCUUGCUUUGGCUGAACUUGGCCGUCGCAGUCUUCUUUUACCAUCUAAAUUACCAGAAGUGAUUCCAGUAGUUUUACGAGCUCUGUUUUACGAUGAGCGGUCUGGUGAUCAUAAUUAUGGAUCAAAUGUUCGAGAUGCUGGGUGUUAUGUAUGCUGGGCAUUCGCAAGGGCAUAUCAUCCUAAGGAUUUCGUGGAUUAUGUCAUUCCUAUUGCAAGCUCUCUAGUCUUAGUUAGCCUGUUCGAUCGAGAGGUUAGUGUACGUCGAGCAGCGUCUGCUGCAUUUCAAGAGAACGUGGGUAGACAGGGUCAGUUUCCACAUGGAAUUGAAAUCCUCACUACAUGUGAUUAUUUCAGUGUGGGAAAUCGUGCUCACUGUUACCUUCAGUUGAGUGUGUCUGUAGCUAAAUUUAAAGAAUAUAUAGAACCUAUGAUUGGUCAUUUGGUCAAUGUUCGUCUUGGACAUUGGGAUGAUUCAAUCAGAUAUCUGGCUGCUUGUGCUUUAGGCAAACUAUACAUAGCUGAUCCUGAUUACAUGAUGGAAAUUGUCUUGCCUCAGAUAAUCAGUGGUUCAAUUAAAUCUACUCUACACAAUCAACAAGGGUGUAUAUUUGGAACAGGUGAAUUGUUAUGUGCAUCAUCCAGUUAUGUUAUAAAUGAGGAAAAUCUACUCAAGAUUAAAGAAAUUGUUCCAGCACUUAAAAGUGCGAACAAAUUUCGUGGUCUAAGUGGUGAAUUAAUUCGAAAAGCAACUGCUCAUUUUAUUCAGAAGUGUGCAAUGGCCAGAUUACCGUUUCAUGAUGAUCCAAUUAUUGAAGUUUGGCGUGAAUUCUUGGAUGAUUGUGUCGGACAUAAAAAUCCUGAAGUACAGAAAGCUACUGUGAAUGCAUAUCCUCACUUUUUAUCAACUUAUUUGUACAACCGAAAUGGUGAACUGAAAUUAGGCUAUAAAGAUUUAUUGUACAGGAACUUUUUACUUCAUUUAAAUACUAAUUCUGAAUCGGAACUUUCUGGUUAUUUACAAAUUAUUGGUGCAGCUCCGAGUAGUUUGUAUUGCGGACAUGUUGCUGAUUUGUUGGAUACUGUCACUAGUGCUUGUAAAUCGACUUCAAAGACAAAAUUCUGGGUUGAUUCUCGCAGAUCCGCUUUAAAAGCUCUUGUUGAGAUCAUAAAAAAUCUUGGGGCUCAUCACUCCGAAUUAAAUGUUACCCUUUUGAAAUUUACUUGUUAUAUUUUACUCCAAUCUCUAUCUGACUAUACAAUGGAUUCACGUGGGGAUGUAGGUUCUCUUGUUCGCGAAGUUGGAAUGAAAUGUUUGGACUCAUAUAUUGAUUUUCUUGUAAAUAAUCAAUACAAAGAGCUUAUUACAUCAGACAUGAUUGAAGAAGUGAUGACUAGCAUUGCACAACAAGCUGUUGAAAAAAUCGAUCGGACACGAGAUGUAGCUGGUCAAGUGUUCGCUCAUUUACUUCAUCAUGACCCUCCUGUCGAACACAUUCCUCAUUUUGAAGAACUGAAACAAAUUUUCCCAAAAUCUGAUUGUGAUGAUAUGAUAUGGAAUUCGGCCAAUUCAACAUUUCAUCGUUUUACGAAACUGUUGGAUUUUCCAGAAUAUCGUUAUCGUUUAAUUUUAGGUUUAAUCGUCAGUGUCGGUGGUUUGACAGAAUUAACAAUUCGAUGUAGCACUUCAGCUUUAAGUGCAUAUUUUCUUGAUCAUGAGUCAGAUCAGCUGUUUAUUGUGGAAGUGUUAAAGAUUGUUGAACAGAUUCUGCAAUCGUUUCAACAAGAAGAGAGGAUUGUUAUUCCUCUUUUUAAAUUUUUGGACUUUUUACUGAAUGAUCCGAUUGUCAACUCAACAGUUGAUCCAAACAGUCCAAUUCUUUUACAAUUAACGGAAAGUGUAUGGAAUGAAACCAAACUAAAUAAAGAUGUACAACGUAUUAAAGCUGCUAUCGAUGUAUUUGGUGGGAUGUUACAAUUCACUGGGCCUGUUCGACAGCGAUCUCUAUCGUUAAUGAUGGUCAUGUUGGGAUCUCGUUACCCAGUUAUUCGUAAGGCGACCGCAACAGAAUUGUAUGAAGGUUUACUGGUUUAUGAGUUAUGUCCAUCUGAGUUAUUAGAUCAAGUAUCAUCCAUACUUACUGAAACCAUCUGGGAAGGUGAUAUUGAAGUAGUCAGACCAAUUCGUAAUCAACUUUGUGGAUUAUUUCAAGUUCCUGUACCAACAAUAACGAGUAAUACUCAGAACCAUACAUCACCAGCUUGAAAAGUUUAUGGAAUGGAGCUUCUAAUGCAAAUAUAAUCUACGAGGACUUGUUUCAUACAAAUGUGAAUAAAUAUAACAAUUUGAAAAAAAUAUAAUUUUAUUUAAUUAUAGUAAUGUUAUCUAAUAUUCUGAAUUAUUUGUUUUCUUGUUUUGAAACAACUCGUUGUUUUUUUAUUGUAAUGUAAAUACUUCAUUGUUAAUAAUGAUUGCUAAGCAAGAAUUUUCAAUGUAUGUUACUCGGUC